This is a messenger RNA of Pollicipes pollicipes, 1093 nucleotides long. RefSeq lists its product as uncharacterized. The transcript has 4 exons. Lineage: Eukaryota; Metazoa; Arthropoda; Thecostraca; Pollicipedomorpha; Pollicipedidae. The coding region runs from base 59 to 652 and encodes 197 amino acids. The record is from RefSeq and is a predicted model, not a curated record.
CAGGUCAGUUGCAGGGCGUGUUCGGUGGUAGACAGAAGUGGUGCCGCACAGCAGUGGUAUGAAGAGCGCGGUGCUGCUGUGCGUACUGGGCGCUGUGGGGGCGCUGGCCUCGCCGGCCGACAUCUCCAAUGAUAUCGGUCUGCUGGAGAGAGAAGCUCAGCUUCUCUCGAUCGUGGACGGCUUCCAGCAGCUGACAAUGCUGCUGCGCGAGUACCGGAACACGGGCGCCAGCAUGGCCCGCGCCCUCACCAAUCAGCUGACGGUGGACAAUCUGGCGCGCGCCCUCCAAGAGUCUGACCCGGUUGAGGUAUCUCUGAGGGCCGUCCAGCUCGACACGGACGUCUGUCGCAGCCGAGUCAUAUGCGAGCUGCAGAGCAAACUCGACAGCUACAGCAUGGGAGACCUGGUCUACGAGUUCGUCAAGAGGAAGUCGCCCAAGCUGAAGAAGUACGGCGUCGUGACGGCGCGCGGCCUCGGUGCCAAGAGCUGCUUCGAGGUGUUCCCGUGCCGCGUCAGCUCCUCGCCCCUGAUGGAGAACGCGCGGCACCUGCGCAGCCUGGUGGAGGACUUCUGCGACCUCAGCGGCAAGUCCAUGACGUCCUCGUUCUGCCGCGGCAUCAAGUACACCGUCGACAAGCUGGAGACGCUGUAGAGGGAAUGCUGACCACAUGACUGCGAUAGCUCCGGGAGUAACGGACGCUAGUGGCUCCCUGGGCGAACUGGUGGCCAGCUGCUAACGACAUCGAACAACAAGAGGCACUAAACGGACGAAGUUGAGUUGAGUGUCAUCGAGGGCAUCAACUCCCGUGCUGAAAAAUGUCUGCUGUGGCCGCGUGCGUGGUUGUUAUGUCAUUGUUGUUUGAUUGCUGUAUUUAUUUCAUCCGAAGAAAGUUGAAAUCUGAAAAUGUUUCCGUUCGAAUUAGAUAAUGUUACGUAGACACUUAAAUAUUGCGCACAAUAAACGUGCAAAGCAAUAUUUCCAAUGUUGUUCAAGAACUGAACGCGAUAGUCAUUAUUAUGUAGAAAACAAUCAGCAUCAACAUUCUCGAGUCGUAUCAACUCUGCGAGUGACAAAUACAGUGCAUUCGUAAAA